This is a messenger RNA of Prorocentrum cordatum, 1302 nucleotides long. The record is from the annotation of a GenBank genome assembly. NCBI's taxonomy places the organism in Eukaryota, Dinophyceae, Prorocentrales, Prorocentraceae.
AUGCUCUCCGUGGCUCGCACCACAUGCCGCGCCACGCGCUCCGCCUGCGCGGCUCAGGGGCGGGCGUUCUCCGUUGCCGUUGACCCGAUCGUGGCGCGAGCUCGUGAGAUGCAGGCCACGCCGUACAGCGAGGCCAAGGAGGGAAAGAUCGUCGCCCCAGCGUACGACGGCUGGGACGCCAAUCUUCAGGCGCAGGUCGAGAAGCUGACAACGGGGAAGAAGCAGCCGCGAGCCUACUCCGAGAUCUGCGACUCCGCGCUCGACCUGAUCGGCUUCACACCCAUGGUCCGCAUGUCGCGGCUUGCGAAGUUCUUCGACAUCGAGUGCGAGUUGCUCGCAAAGGUGGAGUUCUUCAACGCGGGUGGCUCUGUGAAGGAUCGCAUAGGGAAGCGCAUGGUGGAGGAGGCCGAGAAGAGCGGGCGCAUCAAGCCUGGGGACACGCUGAUCGAGGCCACCAGCGGUAACACGGGCAUCGGCCUCUCGCUGACCGCGGCGUUGAAGGGCUACAAGAUGAUCAUCUGUCUCCCGAAGAAGAUGUCUGGCGAGAAGGUCAACACCAUGAAGUGCCUGGGCGCGGAGAUCUUGCGCACGCCCACCGAGGCGGCCUGGGACGCCGAGGACUCUCACAUAUUCUUGUCGGCCCGGCUUGCGAAGGAAUUGAACGGGCACGUCCUCGACCAGUACUUGAACCCCGGCAACCCGCUCGCCCACUACGAUGGCACCGGCGAGGAGAUCGUCGAGCAGACGGGCGGCAAGCUCGACUACAUGAUCAUGUCCGCGGGCACUGGUGGCACGGUCUCGGGGACCGCGAAGAAGCUGAAGGAGAAGAUCCCUGGGGUUAAGAUCGUGGCGGUGGACCCGUACGGCAGCAUCUUGGCUGAGCCUGCCGAGAUGAACGAGGGAUCUGCGCGCACUGGACAGAAGAAGUUGUCUGCCUACCAGGUGGAGGGUAUCGGCUACGACUUCAUCCCCACCGUGCUGGACCGCAGCGUCGCGGACUACUGGGUGAAGACAGACGACGACGAGGCGUUCGCAGCAAUGAGGGCCAUCAUUCGGCACGAGGGCCUGCUCAUCGGCAGCAGCUGCGGAUCGACGAUGGCUGGCGCGGUCCGCUUCAUCAAGGAGCAGGGCAUCGGCGCGGGCAAGCGCGUCGCCGUGCUCUUCGCAGAUUCCUCCCGGAACUACAUGAGCAAGAUGAUGGACGACGACUGGAUCAAGAAGACCGGCUUCGACCCGGAGAUCACCGUGCGGGCCGCGACGGAGAAGGGCUUCUACGCCAAGCAGUUCGGGCUCAAGGCGUAG